AUGGCAACAUCAACAAAACAAAUUAAUCGAGCUACUGCCAAAGAAACCAUCAGCGCUAUUCCGGGCUUUCUUAUCGGCGGGGCAGCAGCAUGUGCUGCAGUCACUUUCACAAAUCCUUGGGAGGUUAGUAUUAUCGAG
This is a messenger RNA of Acaulospora morrowiae, 138 nucleotides long. Lineage: Eukaryota; Fungi; Glomeromycota; Glomeromycetes; Diversisporales; Acaulosporaceae. The record is from the annotation of a GenBank genome assembly.